Molecule: messenger RNA, 2459 nt
Organism: Pteronotus mesoamericanus
Lineage: Eukaryota; Metazoa; Chordata; Mammalia; Chiroptera; Mormoopidae
Gene: ARMCX1
Product: armadillo repeat containing X-linked 1
Exons: 4
Coding region: 495-1865 (456 amino acids)
Cellular component (GO): mitochondrion
Molecular function (GO): protein binding
Source: RefSeq, a predicted model, not a curated record
CUGACAUGUGCAGACGUCCUUCUAACGUUAGUCUUCUUUUGCUUUGGUUAUCAUCUGUCUAUUGCCCCAAACGAGGGCGAGCCUGUGGCCUGGGAAUCAGGCAGAGGUCGGUGUUGGGACUCUGAAGUGCUGUUUUGUCAGCCCACCCACCCGUCUCUGCCGAGUCGCCAGUCUGUCUGUGGACCUUGCGCCUGAAGUCCUAUCAGACCCGAGAGCAGGAAGAAGAGGAACAUUGUCCAUAAACAAGUUUGCAUAAAGAACACUGCACUUUCAGGCAAGAAAGAAAAGAGAGAAACUGGACCUGUGUGCAUAUGUGUGGGGGUGCCAAUGCCCCCAGGACAUCUGGAGGGGCAGAGAAGGUGCUGCUGUAUCUCCAGCUGCAGCACAGCUGGCCAGCUAUAGCUAAAGACUCCACCCUGGACUUGGGAGUACUCUGAGCCACAGCAAGCCCUUUCUGCCCUGGUUAAGAAUUUGGCUCAGACAUUUGCCUCAGUAUGGGUCGUACUCGGGAAGCUGGCUGUGUGGUGGCUGGCGUAGUGAUUGGGGCUGGUGCUUGCUACUGUGUAUAUAGACUGACCUGGGGAAGAGAUGACAGUGAGAAAAUCUGGGACUACAACAAUGAUGAUGAAGAUGAGGAAUCUAGUGAUAUUACAGAGACUGGGGUAGAGAGUGGGAAAGGAGCUAAUACUUUGGUGGGGGCUGGAGCUAGACUUCAGGGAGACUUAAAGGCCAAGGCUGAAGUGGGUGUGGAACUCAAAAGUAGUCCAGAUGCAAAACUGGGAGCCCACGCAGGGACCCAGACAGGCAGUGGCUUAGAGGCCAAGGCCAAAGCACUUUUCAAUACCCUGAAGGAACAGGCAAGAUCAAAGACAGGUAAAGGGACCAGGUUGGGUACCAUCUCUGGGACCAGGAUACUUGCACCAAGUUUACCUUGCCCAGGAGGCAGGGGUGGAGGCUGUCACCCCACUAGGAAUGGUGCUAGGGCUGGGAGCAGGGCAAGUGGAAAGUGCAAGGGAAGGGCGCGAGCUAAGAGCACCAGGACUCCAGCUACAGCAUGGCCUGUUCGCAGGGGCAAGUUCAACUUUCCCUAUAAAAUUGAUGAUAUUCUAGGUGCUUCAGACCUUCAAAAGGUUCUUAAUAUCCUGGAAAGAACAAAUGACCCUUUUAUUCAAGAAGUAGCCUUGGUCACUCUUGGUAACAAUGCAGCAUAUUCAUUUAACCAAAAUGCCAUUCGUGAAUUGGGUGGUCUCCCAAUUAUUGCAAAACUGAUAAAAACAAAAGAUCCCAUUAUUAGGGAAAAAGCUUACAAUGCCCUUAAUAACUUGAGUGUGAAUGCUGAAAAUCAGGGCAAGAUUAAGAUGUAUAUCAGUCAAGUGUGUGAUGACACCAUGAUUUGUCGCUUGGACUCAGCUGUGCAGAUGGCUGGACUAAGACUGUUAACCAACAUGACUGUAACUAAUCAUUACCAACAUUUGCUUUCCUAUUCUUUUCCAGACUUUUUUGCUUUGUUAUUCUUGGGAAAUUACUUCACCAAGAUUCAGAUUAUGAAACUUAUUAUAAAUUUUACUGAAAAUCCAGCCAUGACAAGAGAGCUGGUCAGUUGUAAAGUUCCAUCAGAAUUGAUUUCCCUCUUUAAUAAAGAAUGGGACAGAGAGAUUCUUCUUAAUAUCCUAACCUUAUUUGAGAAUAUAAAUGACAACAUAAAAAACGAAGGGCUAGCAUCAUCUAGGAAAGAGUUCAGCAGAAGUUCACUUUUUUUCUUAUUCAAAGAAUCUGGGGUAUGUGUUAAGAAAAUCAAAGCAUUAGCAAAUCACAAUGAUCUGGUGGUGAAAGUAAAAGUUCUAAAAGUAUUGACCAAACUUUGAUUGGGGGUCUGCCCCAAACAAUAUCAAGAUAAUUUUUUAAUGUUGCACAUGGAAACAAUGUACUUGGUAAAUUCUUUGUUUUUCACUGUGCUUAUAUGGCAAAAAAGAUACUUUCAGCUUCUAUUUUGUAAUAAUGAUUAUCACAGAUCAACAGUGAUGCUGGUAGUGAUGGUUGGUUUUAGGCUGCACCAUUUAGACUUGCAGGGGUUUCCAACCUUUUGGCAUCUCUGCACCAAACUGGAAGAAGAGUUGCCUGGGGCCACACAUUAAAUACACAAACACAGGUGAGAAAUGAUAAGCAAAGAAAAGGUUUUAAGUAAAUUUACAAUUUUGUGUUGGGCUGCAAUCAUAGUCAUCUUGGGCCACAUACAGCUCUCCAGCCGCGGUUGCACACCCCUGUUUUUAGAGGAUGCCAAAUGAAUACUAAAGUUUGUACAAAGAAAGCACUUGUUGACUCCAUCUUUCUACCUAGAUUGAGAUAUUUUUACUCUUUACCUAAACUGACAGCAAAUUAAAUAUAAAUAACCCAUACUUUUGUAUUGGUUCACAUUUGUUAAUCUUAGACUUGUGUUUCAUCAAUAAACUUGUGUGUUC